This is a messenger RNA of Closterium sp. Naga37s-1, 663 nucleotides long. The record is from the annotation of a GenBank genome assembly. NCBI's taxonomy places the organism in Eukaryota, Viridiplantae, Streptophyta, Zygnematophyceae, Desmidiales, Closteriaceae.
AUGCCCCUGAAGGAUCCCGGCACCUACUAUAGCGAGGAAGCUUUGGCCGCUAAGGAUGCAGCAGAGGCCUACCCCGACCUUGACAUCGUCGACCAUGUCGUCCGUUCCUUAGCGGAGCUCCUUGGACGGUCGGGCAACUUCCACCUACGCUUCAAAGAGCUGCAGGAGGUCGACGUGACACACGUGCUGCAGAUGGUGGACAACACUAGGCUCACCCUUCGCAACCGUUACCUGAGUGACGCGGACGACUUCGGCGAUGGGAGCAACGAGCUGAGCGCCUUCUUGUCGAAGCACGCCUCGUCGGAAAAAAGGGAAGUGAAGGUGACGGGCACCGACUCGACUGGCGCCCCGACUACUCAUGAGUACACCCUCCAUGAACAUAACAUCAAGGGUCAGAAAUCUGGCCCGGGCCUGGACGACAGCAUCACACUGGCGAAGGGUUACGUGAAGGAGCUGCUGAAGCGACUGGAGAGCCGGAUGAAGGAUCUGGGCUCUCUUGACGGCGCCAAGCAGUUCACGCAGGGGGCGUACCCGAAAUCUCACUCGAAGCGGCAGCGUCGGUUUUUGCAGUGGCUGGAGGCUCUCCGCAAUCUGUUCAAGCGGAAACCGUCCGACCCUGACACCCUGCCUGAUACGUCUUCGAUUUCGGUUGUCAUUGAUUGA